This is a messenger RNA of Dermacentor andersoni, 945 nucleotides long. Its product is annotated as programmed cell death protein 6-like. Lineage: Eukaryota; Metazoa; Arthropoda; Arachnida; Ixodida; Ixodidae. The record is from RefSeq and is a predicted model, not a curated record. Gene Ontology annotation, molecular function: calcium ion binding.
GCAGCGGCUAUAGAUCGGCCGGCUCAGCAGGUGACCGAUGAACACAAGCUGGCUGAGCAAGUUUAGGCAAAUUCCCUCCUAAUUACUACGUGUCCCUUCAAUUGCGUCGCUCAUGUGGCGGUUCCUACAGGCCUCACCAAUCUUGCCAAUCUGAGUAUGCGCUGCGCGGCAUGGGGGAGAAGAAGAAGAGGAAGAACCAAGUCCCCGCCGCGUAGAGAAGCUUGCUGCUUCUGGGUUGCUGGGUCCAUGCACGCCACGACAACGUGAACCGCACCGCAGGAACACCGGCCCGGUGGCGGCGUGGCCAUGGCUGGCAAACCCAGCGCACAGGCGCCUAUCCGGGACAAAGCCUUCCUGACGUCGGUGUUCGAGUCGAUGGACCGCGACCGCACGGGCUUCAUCAACGUGUCCGAGUUGCAGCGGGCGCUCGCCAGCGGCACCUGGAAGCCGUUCUCCGAGGAGCUCGUGCUGCUCAUGGUGAAAAUUUUCGACCGCGAGUUCAACAACAAGAUUAACUUCGACCAGUUCUGCACCCUCUGGUCGUACAUCACAGAGUGGGUCAAUGGCUUCAAGAAGGUUGAUCGCACCAACUGUGGCCGCCUGGACAAGACGGAUCUGCAGACGGUCUUCGGCAACCUGGGCCACCAGGUUUCGCUCGGCCUGUGCCACAUGAUGAUUCGCCGCUUCGAUCAGCUCGGCGACAACAAAAUUAUGUUGGAAGACUUCGUGCGCAUGUGCGUCAUCUUACACAACGCCACAGCGGAGUUCAAGAACUUUGACCCCAACAAGACGGGAACGGCCAAGCUCACCUUAGACGAUUUCCAUCGUACGACCUUUCAGAUGUGCAAGUGACCUCACCGUUGCACUACAGGACCUGGCUGCAAUAAAUGAAAUUGCGCGCGGGGAGCUUUGUUCUCGAAAACGAGCGCAGUAUUGUUUGAGAAA